Messenger RNA from Megachile rotundata (alfalfa leafcutting bee), 439 nucleotides. Its product is annotated as mitochondrial import inner membrane translocase subunit Tim13. The record is from RefSeq and is a predicted model, not a curated record. Lineage: Eukaryota; Metazoa; Arthropoda; Insecta; Hymenoptera; Megachilidae.
AAUGCAGCUUCACGUGCUUCCGGUUUAUCGAACGGACCGGUUAAGAUAGGUUGGUUAGGAACAUUAAUGGUAUAAAGUGAUUUUGAUUUUAUUACUAUAGAAAAAAAGAUUUAACAAUUACUUGUAAAAAUGAGUUCAUUUAUAUCCGAGUCUUUAUCAGAUAAAGAAAAAAAUGAUCUUAUGCAACAAAUCAAACAAGAAGUUGCAAUUGCAACUACACAUGAGUUGCUCUCGAAAAUGACAGAAAAGUGCUUUAAAAAGUGUAUAGUCAAACCUGGCAUCUCGCUGGAUAGUUCCGAACAGAAAUGUGUAGCAAUGUGUAUGGACCGAUAUAUGGAAACAUAUAAUCUUGUAUUAAAAACGUAUAGUUCUAGAGUACAAAGAGAAUUUAAUAAAAUGUAACAGUGUAUAAUUCUUAAAUAAAUUGUUUUUGGUUGUA